UUCCCCGAUCCUGAUCCCCACCUCCCGCCCCAACCGGCGCUGCUGCCGCCGUCCCGCCCCGCCCCCCACCGAAGACGCAGCCGCCGCCCAGACGUGCCCCAACCGGAGACGUGAUCGCCGCCCACACGCGCCCCUGCCCCACCGCUCCCGUCCCAGUAUCCGGCCGCCGCCCCCGCCCCAGGAUCCGGCCGCCGUGCUGCCAUCCUCCCCCUAUGGCACGCGCCGCCACCCCUACCUUCCACCUCCGGCCAGGCGCACAGCCAUGAAGCAUCCCCCAGCCAGCAUGCGCCGCCGCCUCCACCUCCACCUCCCUCCCACGGUAGCUCCUGCUGCCGCGACGCGCCUCCAGCAAGCACGCGCCGCCGACCACACCCUCCUUCCCGAUCAGCACGCCUCCCUCUGAACGAGUCGCCAUUGUCUGACCAUGGCGAGCCACCAUGGACGGCUUCCUCCUCUGGCCAUCGCCGCAGUCCAUUGCCUCCUCUUACCGAGUGCCUCCCCCAUGCAGCGCCAGCUGGCCCCUCCUGCUGCCAUCCUGUACACCUGUGACGAUCCCCAUCCGGCCGCCUUCCCAUCACUUCCGUUCAGUGCAACCUACCCAGCCCCUUUCCUAUCGAUGACCGACAUGGCCCUCCACUGGAAGCACGCGGCUUCUCUUCAAUGUCAGGUGCGGUCGUCUGAGUGCUUAAUCGCUUGCACUAGUGCUUCUAACUUGUCGAUGAAGGUGCUGCAUGGUGUGCCACCUCGUUUUUGGAUGGGCCACCAUCGUGACCCAGCGUCUCCCCUGCGGUUCACAUCCCGUCUGCCGUCAUGGUUGUCCUGUGUCCUUGCGACCUCUGCGGCCAGUCACCAACGCCUAUUAGUGUGCCAUGAGCGAGGCAUGGGGUACAUGCUAAUCCGUGUCUGCAUGCAUGCUGGCGUGUGUGCGUGCAUUGGAUGUGUUGCUUGCGUGCUUUGAUAUAUGUUGUAUAGCUGGGUGUGCUGCUUGCGUGCUAUGAUAUAUGCUGGGUGUGUUGCUUGCGUGCGUGCACUGGAAAAAAACGAGUUUUCUUCUCCAAAAUGCAUCAACAUUAUGGAGUACUAAUUCUUCUUAUGUGCUUCUACCGAGGCUUGUGUUUCAUGAAGAGAGACAGAGACACUAAGGAAACCAUUCAUAUCUCCAUUCUGUCUAUGUACUUAAAAGAAAUUUUGUAAAAGAGGUUAAUGGCGUAAUAUGUUCAAGAAAUUUAGAUUUU
Molecule: messenger RNA, 1235 nt
Organism: Triticum urartu
Lineage: Eukaryota; Viridiplantae; Streptophyta; Magnoliopsida; Poales; Poaceae
Source: RefSeq, a predicted model, not a curated record